Triplophysa rosa is the source of this 2155-nucleotide messenger RNA. Its product is annotated as tectonic-3-like. Lineage: Eukaryota; Metazoa; Chordata; Actinopteri; Cypriniformes; Nemacheilidae. Bases 190 to 2148 code for a protein of 652 amino acids. The record is from RefSeq and is a predicted model, not a curated record. Gene Ontology annotation, biological process: smoothened signaling pathway; cilium assembly. The transcript is spliced from 15 exons.
GCAAGUUAGUAUUUCCUUAACGACGGACUCGGACGCUCACAGUCAUUUGUCAAGUCUUUGGUGUUCGUGGUUAUAUAGAUAAAUCGAUUCAUUAUGGAGUUUUAAAUUCAUGCAACGACAGCGACAUGAUACCAGCUUUUAAGAGUGCAUCGCUAAUAAAACCCGAAAACGAUUUAUGUCGAAAACGAAAUGACGACUCGUGUCUUCUUUUGCAUUUUAAUUCUUUACAAGUUCCCUUUCCCCCCAGUAACUUAUUCUCAGAACACGCCGAAUUUCACUGCCCAGACUUCACUGAGCACUGAUUUAAGCGAAUACCCGUUUAAUGUCACGGAUAACCCACCUGCAACCACUAACCAGUCUCCGUUAGCAGCAACAACUAGUCCUUUCAGGGCGGAAUCAUAUUCGCCGGUUUCACCUGCAAGCGCGGAUGCUUCUGCGGCCCAGAACACUGAUUCCAUCACAAAACAGACCACUAAUCCAACAGUUAUCAAGAAAACAACACAGAAUUUUACUGAUCAGAGUACUGGUCUGAUCACAUACCCCUUUACUGACAUCCCACCUAUAACCACUAACCAGUCAUCAUUAACCGCAGCAGUGACCAGUGAAUCAAACUCACUGAAUCAACUCAACUCGUCAGUUACAUCUGCAACUGCACAUCCCAACGCCACAGUCACUGCUGCCACCACAGAGUCCAAAACAAACCCAUCGGAUUGCCCGUGUGACGUCACACCUGAUUUUUGUGAUAUUGGGUGCUGUUGUGAUGUUAUGGACUGUGGCCUCCUAAACCCCGGCUCUGUGUUCAUUGGCUGCCAGCAGAGCACAGGGUCUGGCAUUUGUCUUGAAAGCUGGUUGAUGUUUAAGGCCAAUGUCAAUCCAACGCUGGUUACAGUGUCCGGAGACCGCUUUUGUGUUCAGAAAGAAGAGGAUUUAGAAAACCAGUCUGAUGUUCAGACUUCCCCUGCCCUCUUUCAGUCCAGUUACCUUUAUCCGCUUUUACUGAGAGAGCCUACAGCCUUCAACAGUCAGAAAACCAACUUUUACAAGGUUGAUGACAUCAUUCUGACAUAUUUCAACGGCACGUCCAUAGUGAGCACUUUUAGACAGCCAUCCCCAGGCCCAGCGUCAUCUGCUUGUGUCAACCGCAAUCCAGCAAGGUUCUUGCGUUCUAGUUCUUUGUCCUGCUCUCGCACGGUGACGACACGCUCCUGUGUGGAGGACGGCGGUUUAAGUGCUCGCACUUACUUCACAGGAUUUAGCCUACUGAGGGCUCCUGAGGCCCAAGUGGAGGACAGGCCAGAGCUGUUAAUUCCAGUUUCUACUGUCCGUGACUGGCCAGAGCCUCGUUUACACAAUGGCUCGUGUUUAAAUGUGGUGUCAGAGGUGGAAUAUGGGAUUGAGUACACUGGCAAAGGAGAGAUUGUCAAGAUUACACUGAAUGCAAAAACAAUUAACACAAAUAUAAACACGCAGUUACUGCAAAAUCAUGCCAUUACGUUUCAGUUGGUCACAUCCACUCCCCUCAUGGCUACACCCACACCUCUGUCAGGUCCAGAGGGACUGAAACCUGGAUCUCCAGUGAUUGGUUGGUUUGGUGAAAAGGCACAACCUUUGACGGUGUUGGGGUCAUCUGAGAAUGGAGGGUGUACAGCAAGGCUUCUUAAUCGACCCCCUGUUCUUUUCACACAAAACAUCAUCACUGGAUGCACCUUCAGGUCUUUGGCCAGUCAGUGUGGUGUGUUGCGGACUGAACUGAUAGAGGUUUUAACAGCAACGGCAGUGCCAGAGCUGAUCAGUAUGACCACAGGUGAUGAGACCGAGAAAAGUAAAGUCAUCUUCGAGGACUGCCCGACACCAGCUUCAGAGGUGUGUGAGACUGGCUGUACGCUGCCCGUUGCUCUAUCAGUGCGGGUGCUCUGGGCUCAGAGGGGACUCAGGGCCAUGCCACAGAAUCACAUCCUAGGGGCUAAAUUCAUCUUUACAUGUCAGAGACUAAAGUGUCCUCUUCUUUCUUCUAUAACUGUGACUGCUGAGGUAGUAUUCACAGAUACCACCAUUUACCCAGAAGCCCCGCGAGGGCAACCUGAGCCUGAAUGGAAGUUUCCAUUUUCAUUUUUCUCCAGAGGAGCUGGAGAAUUUGAUCAAGAAUAAAACUUAC